This is a messenger RNA of Emiliania huxleyi CCMP1516, 834 nucleotides long. RefSeq lists its product as hypothetical. Bases 1 to 834 code for a protein of 277 amino acids. NCBI's taxonomy places the organism in Eukaryota, Haptophyta, Isochrysidales, Noelaerhabdaceae. The transcript is spliced from 4 exons. The record is from RefSeq and is a predicted model, not a curated record.
AUGCCAACCAAUCGGCGGCGCGGCUACGCGACGUACUUCGGUGAGGAGAUCUGCACCACAGGCUCGCCGUGGGCCGUCGACGGGCUCAUCAACGCGUCCGGCGUGCGCGCGGCGAUCGAUCACGAGCUGCACGCGCUGCACUGUCGGCUCUCAGAGCGGAGCGGCCGCGGCUACAAGUCCUUCCUGCCGGGGGACGGCGCCCCUGCCUACGCCCACCUGCGCUGGCCGCUCACGCAGCUCGAGCAGAUGUGGCGACGCUACACGGACGGCGUGCCCAAGUUCGCCGUCUACAGCGCGAACGUAGUGCACGAGGGGCAGUACGGCAAGGACCUCGCGCAGCACAUGACGGGGCUCUCCGCGUACGACGGCUACCUCGCCGACUUCCUCGACGGCCUGCUGCGCCGCCCGGAGGCCGACACGCUCGUCCUCGUGCACGGCGACCACGGCGUCCAGGACGGACCCAAGAUCCUCGACCUGGGCACGCAGUGGGAGCAGCGCGCGCCGUGGGCGCGGCUGCUCGUGCCGCGCGCGCUCGUGCCCGACGUGGCGCGGUUGCGCACGAACGCGCAGCGGCUGUCCACCGCCCACGACCUGUACGCCACGCUGCGCGGCGUCCUCCUCGGACGCCCGGGCCAGCGCCAGUCGUCGCGCGCGCGGCGGCACGGUCUCACUAGCUCCGAAGCACGCAUCCCGCAGGCUUACUGCCCGUGCCAGCACGAGCGGCUGCCGGGGGGGCGCGCCUCGGGUGUUUGGCUUGAAGCGGCGCUGGUGACGGCAACCGGCAGCCACGUGCACGGAGUGCUAAGCGAGGUGCCUGUGUCCAAGUCUGAGUAG